GCUGCUUCCCAGCAGCUCACGCGCACGGACGCACGCUCGCUCGCUCGCUCGCAGGCUGGAAGCCCUCCCGCAGCUCGCCAGAGUUGAAGAAGCAGCAAGUGGCAAGCGGUCGCUUCUGACAAGAUGAGCGCGCGGUUUUGGCGGCGGCGUGGAGCUCGGACGGACUCUGCUCGCUUUCCGGAGGGCGGCUUCUGCUGCCUGGAAUGAAGCGCGCGUGUCGGCGUGCGUCUGUGGCCACGGCGGUGCUGGUGUGGCUCGGGGCGCUCGUCUACCUUCUGCUGCUCAGCCGCAGGAGGCUGCCCGAGUUCGGCGCGGCUCCCGGCGGCGCCGCCGCCGCUGCAGACGAUGGAGCGGGUCAAAGCAAGCAGAUGUCGGACAGCGAGUGGGACGACAUGCUGGACGGCUUCGACGAGCGCGGCUACCUGAGCGCCCGGCGAUGGCGUCCCGGCGACGACCCCUACGCGCUCUACGCUUUCAAUCAACGGGAGAGCGAGCGCGUCCCUAGCAACCGAGCGCUCGGCGACACGCGCCAUCACAGGUGCGGCGCCUUGCGCUACGAUGCCAACCUGCCUCCCACUUCCAUCGUCAUCGCUUUCCACAACGAGGCCCGCUCCACCCUGCUGCGCACCGUCAGGAGUGUGUUAAACAGAACUCCCGUUCAUCUCAUCCAUGAGAUCAUUCUGGUGGACGACUUCAGUGAUGAUGGGGACGACUGUCAACUUCUCACCAAAUUGCCCAAAGUCAAAUGUUUGCACAACAGCAAGAGAGAAGGUCUGAUCCGGUCGAGAGUGGGUGGCGCCGAUGCGGCCAGCUCCAAAGUUCUGGCCUUCCUGGACAGUCACUGCGAGGUCAACAAGGACUGGCUGCCGCCGCUCCUUCACAGAAUCAAAGAGGACCCCACCCGGGUGGUCAGCCCCGUCAUCGACAUCAUCAACAUGGACACCUUCGCCUACGUGGCCGCCUCGGCCGACCUACGAGGAGGUUUUGAUUGGAGUCUUCAUUUCAAGUGGGAGGGUCUCUCGGCUGAGGAGAGGGACGCCCGCAGCGACCCCACCCUGCCCAUCAAGACGCCCGUCAUCGCCGGCGGGCUUUUCGUGAUCGACACCUGGUGGUUCAAGCACCUGGGCAAGUACGACACGGCCAUGGACAUCUGGGGCGGCGAGAACUUUGAGAUCUCCUUCCGGGUGUGGCAAUGCGGCGGAAGCUUGGAAAUCAUUCCGUGCAGCCGCGUGGGUCACGUGUUCCGGAAGAAACAUCCUUACGUCUUCCCGGACGGCAGCGCCAACACGUACAUCAAGAACACACGGCGCACGGCCGAGGUUUGGAUGGACGACUUUCGCCUCUUCUACUAUUCCGCUCGUCCGGCAGCUCGAGGAAAAUCGUACGGAGACAUCGGAGGCCGUGUGGAGCUGAGACGCAAACUCAAGUGCAAACCCUUCAAGUGGUACCUGGAGCACGUCUACCCGCAACUCAAGGUCCCCGACGACUCGGAUUGGCAGUCGGGCCCGAUCCGACAGCGACAGAACUGCUUGGAGUCUCGCCGCGUGGACGGCCAGGAGACGCCCGUGCUCAUGUUGGCGCCGUGCGCGGACGCCGGACACGCACCCAACCAGGUCGCGAACACGACACGCCGAGAUGAAUAUUUCACACAGGAGUGGAUCUACACUGCGGGCCAGCAGAUCCGCCAGCAGCGCCGCGGCCAGGUCGCCGGUGCCGACAAAUGCGUGUCGGUCACCGCCACCUUCCCGGCGUCGCAGAUUCUGCUGCUGCCCUGCCACGUGGACGACGCCAAGCAGCGCUGGCAAAAGUCGGGCACCCACCUGGAGCACAUGGCGUCUCGCUUCUGCCUGGACUCGGCCAUGGCGCUGGACGGGCUGGACUCGUCUCGAAUGCUGGUCAUCGGGCCGUGCGAGCCGGGCACCUCCACGCAGCGCUGGGACCUCCCCUUUUCCUGACCCCCCCCCCUCAAGCCCACAUCCGUACCUUGCUCACAUAGCCUGGUCUCGGACCCCCAACCGACCUCUGGAGCUGUGACGCUUUGUGGACAAGAGACACCAAGUGCACCUUAAAACUCUUCUACUGUCUAUUUCUCAUUUAUUGCCUGUGAGACAUUAGGAACACUUGCACAAGCUCAUUAAAAUUGUUUUGAAUAUUUUAACUACCUGGGGCAAGCAAAACAUUAGAACCCCCCCAUAUUAAAAAAAAAAAAAAAGGCCACUGUGUACUGAAAGUUGUGUGUCGUUUUGCACAAAAGCACACGUCAUCUUGUUGUUGUCUGUUAACAGUGCACAUCUCAGCAUGACACACAAAAUGUCAAGCAAAUCUGUUUUGUUUUCGACGAACAGUGUGAUGUUUCUGCUGGCUCCUUUUUGCUGCAGGAUGAGCGCGCCACCUUGUGGUGGUACCAAAGCUUGAUUGGGACUCACUUGCUGUGCUUACUGUCAUUUUUACCCCUUACGAAAAACACAACUGCGCAUGUUUUGUGGUCGACUUGUAUGACGGCUUAUUUUCGUUUCAAUAAAGUUUUAUAACGACCGAG
Syngnathus typhle (broad-nosed pipefish) is the source of this 2539-nucleotide messenger RNA. It is a transcript of the gene galnt14, whose product is annotated as UDP-N-acetyl-alpha-D-galactosamine:polypeptide N-acetylgalactosaminyltransferase 14 (GalNAc-T14). The transcript has 15 exons. Bases 204 to 1955 code for a protein of 583 amino acids. Gene Ontology annotation, cellular component: Golgi apparatus. The record is from RefSeq and is a predicted model, not a curated record. NCBI's taxonomy places the organism in Eukaryota, Metazoa, Chordata, Actinopteri, Syngnathiformes, Syngnathidae.